Temnothorax curvispinosus is the source of this 11672-nucleotide messenger RNA. It is a transcript of the gene Ppn, whose product is annotated as papilin. Gene Ontology annotation, biological process: extracellular matrix organization. Gene Ontology annotation, molecular function: metalloendopeptidase activity; serine-type endopeptidase inhibitor activity. Gene Ontology annotation, cellular component: extracellular region; extracellular matrix. NCBI's taxonomy places the organism in Eukaryota, Metazoa, Arthropoda, Insecta, Hymenoptera, Formicidae. The coding region runs from base 190 to 8601 and encodes 2803 amino acids. The transcript is spliced from 39 exons. The record is from RefSeq and is a predicted model, not a curated record.
CCGCGCUUCUUUCGGUCAGUUUUCUCCCGUGAGUUGUACGCGCGCGUUCUUUCGUGAGGACCGGCUUCUGUGUCGUACAGUCUUUAGGCCCUACAACCACGAGAAACAGAACUAGUUGUGUUGAAAUAAGAACUAUUCCUCCCGGCAUCCUGUGGAUACCCGCAGAACAGGAGAGCCGCACUGUUCAACAUGCGCCAUCGACUUUCAAGGUCGCUGGGACUUGUAAUAUUUAUAAUAUCAGCACACGUGCACGAUUCUGCCGCCAAACAUCAUCAUAUAAAAUUAAGGCACGGAAGGCAUCGCCGACAACACGGCGAAAGUUAUCUGCCCAGCAGCUUCGUACCGGACACGGAUGAGCCCGAGAGAGGCAACUGGGGACCAUGGUCGACACCCAGUUCCUGUUCGCGCUCCUGCGGUGGCGGAGUCGCCCAUCAGACCAGACAAUGUCUCGACAUAGAUGACAGUGGUCAUGACAAGUGUACUGGCGCAUCCAGGAGAUUCUUCUCGUGCAACAUACAAGAAUGUCCUGGUGAAUCGAAGGAUUUUCGUGCGGAACAGUGCGCGGAGUUCAACAACGUACCCUUCGAAGGAGUUUAUUACGAUUGGAUUCCGUACACCGGAAGUCCGAAUAAAUGCGAACUGAAUUGCAUGCCACGAGGCGAGCGAUUUUUCUACAGGCAUAAAGUCGCCGUGGUCGACGGCACUCCUUGUGAAUCUGAAAAGAACGAUGUUUGCGUCAAAGGCAAAUGCAUGCACGUCGGAUGCGAUAUGAUGUUGGGCAGCGAUGCCAGAGAAGAUGCGUGCAGAGAGUGCGGUGGCGAUGGCUCAGAUUGCAAUACCGUUACCGGCUUAUUUGAUACAGACGACCUCCAAGUGGGUUAUAUUGAUAUUUUACUUAUUCCCGAGGGCGCGACAAAUAUCGUUAUAAAAGAAAAUUAUCCAUCUAACAAUUAUUUAGCUAUACGCAACACAACCGGACAUUACUAUUUAAACGGCAAUUGGAGAAUAGAUUUUCCGCGCAGCUUGCGCUUCUCCGGUACGAUCUUUCAUUACGCUAGAGAUCCACAAGGAUUUGCGGCACCUGAUACCAUCACGGCUCUGGGACCAACGAAUGAGCCGAUUUACGUAGUGUUGCUGUACCAGGACCGCAACGUAGGAGUGCAUUAUGAGUACAGCAUACCCAAGAAGUUCUCGACGCGUACCGAUCCGGACAGUUACACUUGGGUAACCGAUGAAUUCUCAAGUUGCAGCGUCAGUUGCGGUGGAGGCUAUCAAUCGAGACGAGUAGCUUGUGUACGAAGGCGCGACAAUCAGCCGGUGGAUGAGAGCUUAUGCGAUCCGCAGUUGGAACCGGCUGACACUCAGAGCUGUAGCGAAGAACCGUGUCCGCCUGGCUGGGUAGAAGGCCCGUGGUCAAAUUGCACGAAACAUUGCGGCGAAGGGGGCGAGCAGACCAGAGAGAUCAAAUGCGAGCAAAUCAUCUCGGGUGGAAUUGCUUCCGUGGUGGAUGAUUCUCAAUGUCUGGAAAAAAUCGGGCCGAAAGGACUCACUAACCAGGAAUGCAACAAAGACGUGGAUUGCCCACUGUGGCACGAAGGGCCCUGGAAGCCUUGCGAUCAUAUAUGCGGGCCUGGUAAGCAAACCAGGGCAGUCACGUGCUACAAGAAGGUGGACGGCAAGAUCCAAGUGUUGGAAGAUGAGGCAUGCGAAACGGAGGUGCCCGAACGUGAAAAAGAUUGCGAACUGAGACCUUGCGCUGGUCUCGAUUGGGUUGCCUCUGAAUGGAGCGGAUGCGAGGAAAAAUGUGAUCUCGUCAAAGAAACCAGAACGGCCCAUUGCGCUACUCAAGAUGGCACAGUUUAUCCAGAUGACUUGUGUGAUGCAGACAAAAAGCCGGAAUUGGAAAGAGAUUGUGAGAAAGCCAAGAAUUGCGAUUUCCAGUGGUUUACCUCGCAAUGGAGUGAGUGUUCGGCAAAAUGCGGAAACGGCGUUCAGACGCGCAAAGUGUUCUGUGGUACUUUUAGUGACGAUACUGUGAAAAAAGUUUCGGACGAGAAAUGCGAUCCUGAAAAGAAAUUUGAAAGUACCCAGAACUGCACCGCUGAAGAACCGUGCAAGGGCGAAUGGUUCGCAGGGCCUUGGAGCAAGUGUUCGAAGCCAUGUGGCGGUGGCGACAUGACUCGUAAAGUGAUAUGCAUGAGUGAAAAUAAGACGGUACCUGUGAGUCAAUGUAAUGCCGAUGACAUUAUGUUCUCUACCGAAAAAUGCAAUGAUGAACCUUGUGAAGAAGGUGCGACACCGAGCGACAAGGAGCCGGAUGAGGAAACGACAGAGGAGGAGGAGGAAGAGUGCGAGGAGGAAGAGGAGGAAGAAGAAGAAAUAGCUGCCGGUGAAGUCAGUCUUCCUGCGGGGAAGGGCAAACUAAUCGACCAAACAGAAGCAACAUCUCUGAGUUCGCUGUUUACCGAAAGCGACGUUUACGACACUAUGUUUAGCGAUUCUACGAGAGGCGAUAUAUCACCUUCCGAAUUGGGUAGCGGCGAAGGUAGCGGCGACGAUGAUUUUACCAUGUUUGACACUGGCUUCUUCACCGGCAGCACUAUCGAUACCGAGUCUACCGAUGUCGAAGAGAGCGAAAGUCCGGUUAGCGGAAUCACGACGGAAGGCAAAACCGGCACGACCGAGUUUGGCACAGAGGUAACCGAAUCGGACAUCACCGAAGGAACUGACGUAACGCUCGAAGGAUCCGGGACUACUAUCGAAGAAGGAUCCAGUAUCAGCCCCGAAGAAGGAUCCGGCGCGAGCGCAUCUACGGACGAAUUCACUCAAACAUCGGGAUCCGAUAGUGGAAUAACGGAACAAUCGACAGAUUAUUCCGUUUCCAGCGAAUUGACUAGCAGUGUAGAUUCUGAAUCAACUGCCAGUGAUAUAACGACUGAUUCAAGCGACGUAACAAGCGAAUCGGCUGACACCGAUGUCACUUCAGCGGAAACCACGAUUUCUUCGACGAGUGAAUCGGAAGAAUCCACCGAAACAGAAACGACAAAUACCGAAACAACAAAUACCGAAACGACCGAUUCGACAGAGACUGAAACAACACAAACUACCGAAUCCACAGACACAACCGAGUCUACGGAAUCUCCACCAAGUACAUUAUCUUCAGAGACGGAGACCACAGGUACAGAGGAAACAGAAACGACUGAAAGCGAGAUCACCUCCGAAACGACGUCUGAGACAUCAACAGUAGUUUCUGAGCUAACAACCGAAUUAAACGUACCUGGCGAGUACGAUUUCGGUUCUGAGGAACAAAGUACUGACACUAUAACUACGGCAACGAGUCAAACAGACGAGAGUAGUACAAUAGUUAGCAGUACGGAAGACACUACUGUUUCUGAAACGAGUCCAUCGGGUGAGACUGAAACUACCGGUAGCGAGGUAACCGAAUCGGGACAAACUACAGAAUCAGGAGAGACAACUGAGUCCGGUAUUAGCACAGAAUCAGCUGAGACAACAGAAUCCGGAUUGACGACCGAAUCAAGCGAAUCUGGCGCGACAGAAUCCAGCGAGAGUACCGUCACGAUUUCUACGGAGACGGAAGUUACGGAGACUACCGAGUCAGGUAUGACAACCGAAUCGGGUGAGACAACUUUGUCAGGCGAAACGAGUGAAUCGUCGGUUACGACAUCGUCUCUCGAAGAGACAACAGUAUCCGGUGAGACGGAAAUUACGUCCUCCACGAUCAGUGGAGAAACCGAUCUUACCGAAAAGACUCAUAUCACAGAGAUAUGGACAACUAGCUUCCCAGAAACAACAACCAAACGGCAAUGCAAACCAAGGAAGAGCUGCAAGAAAACGCCCUUCGGAUGUUGCUACGACAAUAUCACCGUUGCACAGGGACCAUUUGGUCAAGGUUGCCCGACACCGCAAACAUGCAACGAGACACGAUACGGUUGCUGUCCCGAUGGCGUGUCACCAGCCACUGGCCCCAAGAACAAGGGUUGUCCCGACUCUCAUUGUAACGAAUCACUCUUCGGUUGCUGUCCUGACGGUGUUACUACAGCGCAAGGCAACGAUUACGAAGGAUGCAAGAAACCGUGUAAAGAAACCGAAUUUGGAUGUUGUCCUGACAACGAGACUGCAGCGAGUGGACAGAAUUAUCUGGGAUGUUGUAAUAUCACCAAGUUUGGUUGCUGCCCAGGUGAUAUGAAAGCCGCUUCUGGUCCUAAUGGCGAAGGUUGCGAGGAAGAAGUUACUGAAACAUCGGAGAUAUAUGAAAUAACAACUAUUUCACAAGAUUGCGCAAACACCACUUACGGUUGCUGUCCUGACGGUAUUAGCAUUGCAAAUGGUGCCAACUUUGAGGGGUGCGGCGUCAUUAAUACCGAAAAUUGCAGCGCGUCCUACUUUGGAUGUUGCCCUGACGGAGUUUCCGCGGCUCUUGGACCGGACAACUAUGGCUGUCGCAUGCCAUGCCAUGACAGUGCUUACGGAUGCUGUGAGGAUGGAGUAACACCGGCACAUGGACCGAACAAUGAGGGAUGCUGCUUAUCGACCCCGUACAAGUGCUGUCCGGAUAACAUUCUGCCAGCUCGUGGACCAAACUUCUACGGCUGUGGCUGCCAAUAUACGAGAUUCGGUUGUUGCCCGGAUAAUUCGACGGCGGCGCGCGGACCAAACAAUGAGGGCUGUGGCUGUCAGUACACACCCCACGGUUGUUGCCCGAAUCGGUUUACCCCUGCCAACGGACCUAAUUUCGAGGGUUGCCCGUGUUACACUUACCAGUUUGGAUGCUGUCCCGAUGGCAUUACUAUCGCCAAGGGCUCCCAUGGUCAAGGUUGCGGAUGCGAGAACACGCAAUAUAAAUGCUGUUCGGAUGGCAGAACGCCAGCUAAAGGACCAAACUUUGCGGGAUGCACCUGUGACGCAUCGCAGUACGGAUGCUGUCCCGACGGAAUCGAGGAAGCUCAAGGGGAGAACUUCGAAGGUUGUCUCACAGUACCUUCAAUGCCUGGUGCUGCAUGUGGUUUGAAGAAGGAUAGAGGCUCUUGUCGAGACUUUACAGUCAAGUGGUUUUAUGAUACCGAUUACGGUGGUUGCUCGAGAUUCUGGUACGGAGGCUGCGAGGGUAACGAAAAUCGAUUCAAAACACAGGAGGAGUGCAAAGAAGUUUGCGUUCAACCGAAAGGAAAAGCUGCUUGCUUCUUACCAAAAAUCGCUGGUCCUUGCGAAGGAUAUCAUCCAACGUGGUAUUAUGAUGCCAACAGGAAACAAUGCGGUCAGUUCGUCUAUGGUGGUUGCCUCGGCAAUGCUAACAAGUUCAAAACAAGGGAAGAGUGCGAAGAACUUUGCGUCACACCGGACGAUAUCGAUCCUUGCGAUCAACCGAAAGAAGCAGGUCCUUGCGCAGGCAAUUUCACAAAAUGGUACUUCAACCGAGAAUCGCAAACUUGCGAACAAUUCGUAUACGGUGGUUGCAGAGCGAACGACAACAACUUCCCGACAGAAAUCGCUUGCCAUCAACAAUGCUUACAGCCAGGUCGAAGGAAAGAUAUUUGCACGUUGCCACGGGCGGAGGGUACAUGCAUGGAGAAGCAAUCUAGAUGGUACUUUGAUCAAUCAGAGAAUCGCUGCAUGCCAUUCUAUUACACUGGUUGUAAUGGCAAUAAAAAUAACUUUGAAUCUAGAGACGCAUGUGAGUCUGAUUGUCCGCCUAAAAUUGAACAAGAUAUCUGCCUCCUGCCCGCUCUCCUGGGAGAGUGCCACAACUACACUCAACGAUGGUACUACGAUUCCUAUGAGCAACACUGUCGGCAGUUCUAUUACGGUGGAUGCGGCGGGAAUGACAAUAAUUUCGUGACCGAACAGGACUGCGUCAACAGGUGUGAAGUGGCCGUUACCACACCGCCUCCACCGGGACAAGUCGAGUUCCGGACAGAAUUCUGCUUCCUGCCCGACGAACAUGGUCCUUGCUCCGAGAAUCAAGUCAAAUGGUUCUACGACAGUCGUGAUGGGGUUUGCAAACAAUUCCGAUACGGCGGCUGUCAGAGUAAUGGCAACAAUUUCAACACUCGCGAGGAGUGCGAGUAUCGCUGCGGAGAAGUUCAAGAUCCUUGCAUCCUGCCACAAGUGAUCGGUCCUUGUAACGGUUUUGUAAAGCAAUUCUACUACGACAGACGCAGUGAUGCUUGCUACGAGUUCGAAUACAGCGGCUGCCAAGGCAAUAAGAAUCGCUUCCAGGAUAGAGAAUCUUGCGAGAGGAAGUGUAGGCGGCAAACACCACCGGAGGUUACUCAAGCACCAGCCACGAUAACUCCGCCGACUGGAGAACCGAAGAGUACGAUUUGCUUGGCGCCGGUCGAUUCUGGCGAUUGUGAAGAAAGUCUUACCGCGUAUUACUACGAUGCCCAACAUCAGAUGUGUCAGGCGUUUAUUUAUGGCGGAUGUGGUGGAAAUGCCAACAGAUUUCAGACCGAAGAACAAUGCGAGCGGCUCUGCGGAAAAUUCCAUAGACAAGAUAUGUGUAAUCUCGCUGUGGACUCCGGCCCAUGCAGAGGCGCUUUCCGCAAAUACUAUUAUGAACCAAAUUUACGUGCCUGCCAUGAAUUCAUGUAUGGUGGAUGCGAUGGCAACGCUAACAGGUUCAGUACAAUUUCUGAGUGCGAAUCCAUUUGCAUACAUCACGAGGAACCUCUACCUCCCGGAAACGACACCAGUGUUUCAAACUUAUCGAUCUGUAAAGAACCAGUUGAUAGUGGAUCUUGCACGACCGGUGCUACGAAACGAUUUUACUUCGACGAGGAACGUCAAACGUGCCGGGCGUUUAUUUAUACCGGAUGUGGUGGCAAUCGCAACAGAUUCAAGACUUUCGAAUCUUGCAUUAACACUUGUCUUAGGACGAGUAACGAAAUAGAUGUGGAUUCGGACGAUACGAAAGAUCGGUGCGCGGAAGCCAGAGAAGAGUGUAAUAUCAUCCGUUGUCCGUAUGGUAAAGAGCAAUACGUGGAUUCACAGGAUUGCGAACGUUGCCGAUGCGUCGAUCCUUGUAGAACGCAGAUCUGUCCUGAAGGUACUCGAUGCGCCAUUACGCUAGUCGCUACGCAAGACGGCACGGAAUACAAAGGCAUUUGUCAGUCAAUCGUUAAACCCGGUCGUUGUCCAAGAAUAUCCAACAGCACGAGAUGUGAGCAAGAAUGUGUCACGGAUGCGGACUGCCCCGGAGAAUCGAAAUGUUGUAACAGUGGUUGCGGUACAUCCUGCCUGGAACCUGCACCGGAAGAACCUUUGACAACGACACCACAACCCUCCGUUACCUUACCGCAAUACGGUGGUGAACCUGCGAAGAUUAAAGAACCCGAAGAACCUCGUGUCAGCGCGCAAGAAGGUGGCUACGUCACGUUGAAAUGUGUCGCGCUAGGAAAUCCCAGACCGAUCAUCACAUGGAGAAAGGAUACUACAUUGAUUGGACCUUCGGAGAAAAGACGACGUAUACUACUCGAUGGAUCUCUUCAAAUCAUUAAUUUAUAUACUUACGAUAGAGGAACUUAUGUGUGUACCGCUGAUAAUGGUUUAGGACCACCGGUAAGAGCGGAGUAUCAAUUGGACAUCACAGAACCGAGCGAGCUUCCCGUUGCCAUCAUCGGAGAGCCCGAUACUCGCAUAACGGUGACGAUGAACUCGCCGAUAGCUCUGCAUUGUUAUGCCAUGGGAUGGCCGAGGCCAUUAGUCACUUGGUGGCGUGGCGACCAAAUGUUACCUCUGUUUUCGGACAAUUACGAGCAAGACACCGAUUAUACUCUUCUGAUACGCUCGGUAACACUAACCAGCCUCGGCAUUUACACUUGUCAGGCGUUUAACGGCAUCGGUACACCGGCCUCUUGGUCGGCGACCUUGCAAGCGAUCGGGCCCGUCUACAAUGUUAAGCCCGAACACGAAGAGUACACCAAGUAUCUCGUUCAACCACCGAAGAGACCUACUACUGAGAAACCGCAGUAUCCUUACAGGCCUACCAGAACGCAAUCUCCCGAGCAUCAGACCUACGCUCCCGUUUAUUCCUCGAAACCGCCUUACAUUCCUCGUGUUAUUCCUCUCGAAACCACUACCGUUGAGCCUGGUAGCGGUAGGUUCAAAGUGCCGGUCAAGGUCAACGUAUCGGCAGGACAGUCGCAAUUCCCUGAAGGCAGUGACAUAAGCAUCGCUUGCACCGUCGACGGUUAUCCGAUUCCACGUGUACUCUGGUAUAAGGACGACGAACUUAUUCAAACGAACAAUCGAAUAAAGAUUUCUGAACUCAAUCGACUUAUUAUUAGCGAUGCAAAUCGAGAGGAUUCUGGCCGGUAUCGAUGCGAAGCGGCCAAUGACUUCUCCUCGAAUUCCGAUAGCGUUGAUAUACGCGUAGCUGGUAUCUUUAUUCAUCCCCAUUGUCAGGAUAACACGUUCUUCGCCAAUUGCGAGCUUAUCGUGGCGGCCAAGUAUUGCACGCACAAAUACUACGCAAAGUUCUGCUGCCGAUCGUGCACGGAGGCCGGCCAGCUGCCGGCGAGAGGACCGCAUAUCGACAAUUCGAGAAGAAGAAGGAGAUCGAUUCUGCGAAUGCUCGUAUAAGAUACGUAAUCGACUUUUCGGUAUUUCCGACACACGUGAUAGCACAUAUCGAUUCUGGAUCGUGGCCGGCGGGAUUCGCAAUAGAAAAUAAAUGAGGAGAGGAAGUUAUUGCGCGUACCUGCCCCUAUCGGACGUGCCGGAUAAUCGACUUGUUAAAUCACUGCCAAAGCCUUAGAGCGUUUAUACAUAGGUAUAAUAUAUGUGUACGGUAUAUUCCCAUCAAAAAGAAGCGUGCGAAACUCGAUAUCGCGCAUCUUGACCUGCGCGAUCUCGUUCUUUGACGUUUUUAUCCAUGUAUAUACGAUCUGACGCUGAAUCCUAGUCCGACGGAGCCAUAUUAGGCGGGGUAAUUAACUCGUUCUUAAGAGACCAGUGGAAAUGUCGCGACUGCGCGUACCUUCCAGAUGACAUCCCGCGUUACCGAAGUAACCAAUGUCGACUGAUUAAGCGCGUAAUUUUGCGGAUCAUAUUAUCGAAUACGUGGGAAAUAUUGUUUCCGAACUGGUGUCCUUUUAAGUAUAUAUUUUAUGUGUCGCCAUAAUAACUGUACUUCAGGUUAAUCGUAGAAUAAUUGCGAUAAACUCACAGCAGCGUACCCGCAAUAAUGUGCGAUUCUUGUAAAUUUCUUUUUGUGAAGUCAACAGCGAAGCUUUUCGGCAAUUCCUGCACAAUCUUGAGAAUACGAUCUGAAGAGUCUUCAUCGAUGUGGGACGAUAUAGCGUAGCCAUUCCUUUCUCACGCAGCAUAGGGUUUAAUGAGCACGAUACGACGAUAUGAGAAUGGAAUGAUAUACAAAGUAAAGUUUUCUCUCAUAGAACAGUUAUCUAACAAUAAGUCGAGUGAUGUCCUUCUUCAUUGGACACACUGUAAUGCGUUAUUAAAAAAGGAACUUGUACCUAUUCCUAUUAAGCGUAUGUGCACACGUUACGUUGUAUAAUAUAAAUAGUUUAUUAUGCAAUAUGCCAUUUAUACUCUAUAAUAUUGUUAUUACUUAUUUCUUACACUCGUACAUGUGUUAGCAUAACGCCUGCCGACUCCAAGAUAAACUCGUUAUCUUUUUCGUUAUCAUAUAUACAUAUAUCAUUCUUCUUUUUUAGACAAAGAACGCUUAACAUUUUAAGAGCAAAUGUCGGUAUUAGACAUCUAUCUAAUGAAACAAAGAUAAUAAACAAGCAGAACCUUAACAUUUAUAUUCAGUUGAGAAUUUUGAUGAUAUUUAAAUUUUUGUUAAUUUAAUUUUUUGUCUUCUUCAAAGAUAAAAAGGCUUUCAAUCAGACGUGUAGCUUUGAUUUGAUGUACAUUUUUUGAAAACAAUUUGAAUUGUAUGUACUGAAAUGUUUAUCCAUGAAAUUGAGAUUGACUGUAAAUGCCCAUUUGAGACUUCAUUAUUCGAUAACAAUUCUGAAAGUAAAACUAGAUAAUUUUUACAUGAAUCUUAGAUAUGCGCAAACAAGAAACAUGUAAUUCUAUUUAUGCAAAGAACGCGUAAAUAUAAUUUCGCGCUCGCUUAAUACUCUUAAAUUAUGCGUCGCAUCGCAUCUUUCACCUGUCGUGACACGCAUGUACAGCCAAUCUUCUACUUUAUCCAAUCAGCCAUUGCAUUCGUGUGCAAAUUUGCUGCAUUGAACUAUUAAUUACGCACUGUUUGCUAUCGUUAGACGCAUCGUCAUUCGUGAUGUGUCAAGUAGAUCGUAGAAAUACCGAUUAUAAAAAGUUGACGAUCAUAAAGAUAAAACGGGAAGAGGAAAGGUACCAAAACGCAUUUAUAUACACACCGUAAGUGUAAGUCGUAAGUCGAGAUCGUUACCGAUCAGAGUCGACGUAUCGCAAAACCUCUAGGACAACUCCUGAUUGUUCCGUACUUGCACCGAUUCAGUCGCAGUAAAACGCAGUGCCUUAUUAGAUGACCUUUGAAAGGAUUGGGAAAAGAGUGCUGAAUAUACACGACGUCUCGUUAGUAUAAAUAGUUGUUCACGUAUCUGCGUAUUUCUUUCUCACAUGACGUCAGUAUUGUUGUCGUAUAUAAAACAAGAUAGUAGAUUAGAUUCCGGUAGAUUUUCAUCCGGAAAAGACAUUAUUCAUUCAAAAACGCGAACAAGAAUAGUAUCGACGAAGAUAUUAAGUACUCUUCUCCUUUGUGCUCUCCUUUAGGUAUGACCAAGAGAACAUGUAAAACCGUUAUAGCGAAUAGUACUACGUAGCAUAGUGACCCAUUUAAUUCGAUAAAGCGAUCUAGUAAUGAUAUAUAGACAGUCGACGUUGAUCAGUUGUCUCCCGUAGAUUCGGAAUUGAUUACAGGAAACGGAAACGGAUGGAAAACGGAGGAGUGCGAAAAGGUAAUUGCGUUAAAAAUCGUAAAGCACAUCCUAUAGGUGUACAUCGCCCGUGUUAAAAAAUCGUUCUAUUGUAAAUAACUAUUUACAUCGUAUGAUUCGAGGCAUUGUCGCCUGCGAACAUGCCCCGUCACUUUACGUAUAUAGAUAUAAUUUUCACACAGCGUUGAUUUAACUUCAAGUUAACAUUACGUAUCACGAAAGGGUGACAUAUCUUGUACAGUAAGUACCGAUGUCCAUAUAGGUGCGUCUAGCAACGUGUUACGAUUACAUCAAUGGACCUGAUUAAAUUGGGACCGCGAUUCUCACACGGAAUCGUUGGAACUUACCUCGCGCAUAACGACGUCGGUUAUCGAUAAUGAUCCGCUGUCUUCCUCGACACACGGGCAAAGUGUGUCGCACUUUUUUUCCUAUUUUGACGUUGCGAUAUUUCAUCACGAUCGAGUGCUACAAAUUUCGACACAAAAUUGACCUCCUUGUAGAAGAAAUUUGCCAAAAAAGAAAGGAACCACGAUUCAUAUCCCUCAUGCGUUAUAUCGAUAGAGGUAUAGAGCUCAUCACAACAGUGCUACCGUAAAAGUCUUAUAGCGGAUGUAAUUGUAAUUGUAAGUACCCGUAGGUAAUGAUUAACAUACAUAUAUAUAAUUUUAAAAUAAAAGUAGAUAUAAAUAUACGAGAGAAUGCCAUUAUCUACGAUUAUUGUAUGGACAAUAAUAAUAUAUAAGGUCCUUAAAUAUA